AUGUACUCUAACAGGAUUGACGGACCUCGAAGGGGGAGAUCAUUUGACUCCAUAAACAUUGCUUAUGAAGAAAAACUACUUAACAAUGAGAUAAACAAAUCAACAUUCACAAAAAUAGAGGAAAACACUGAGAAGAAUACGCCAGAGAAAGGCAGAGCAACAAUUAUCUUUUCCCUCAAGAAUGAAGUAGGAGGACUCGUAAAGGCACUGAAACUCUUCCAACAAAAUCAUGUCAACCUUGUGCACAUCGAGUCCAGGAAAUCGAAAAGGCGCAGCUCAGAGUUUGAAAUAUUUGUGGACUGCGACAGCAACCAUGAACAACUCAAUGAAAUCAUCCAGCUGCUGCGGAAGCAUGUGAACAUGGUGGAAAUGGAGCCUCUAGAUAAUUCCUGUCUACAGGAGGAAGAUAUGCAGAAAGUACCGUGGUUCCCAAAGAAAAUAUCUGACUUGGAUAAGUGUGCUAAUCGUGUCUUGAUGUAUGGUUCAGAUUUGGAUGCUGACCAUCCGGGUUUCAAAGACAAUGUCUACCGCAAAAGAAGAAAGUAUUUUGCUGAUCUCGCUAUGGCCUACAAACACGGAGAGCCGAUUCCUCGUAUAGAGUUCACGGAGGAGGAAGUGAAGACAUGGGGUGUUGUGUACAGAGAGCUCAACAAGUUGUACCCCAGCCACGCAUGUAGGGAAUACUUAAAGAACUUGCCACUGCUGUCCAAAUACUGUGAAUGUCGAGAAGACAACAUUCCUCAGCUGGAAGACGUCUCUCGUUUCCUCAGGGAACGCACAGGGUUCACCAUCAGGCCAGUGGCUGGUUACUUGUCACCUCGUGACUUCCUGGCAGGUUUGGCCUUCCGUGUUUUCCACUGCACCCAGUAUGUGCGGCACAGCUCUGAUCCCUUAUACACCCCUGAGCCAGACACAUGCCACGAGCUGCUGGGUCACGUCCCCCUGCUGGCAGAACCCAGUUUUGCACAGUUUUCCCAGGAGAUUGGUCUGGCGUCACUGGGCGCUUCGGAUGAUUCUAUUCAGAAAUUGGCCACAUGUUAUUUCUUCACAGUAGAGUUUGGCCUAUGUAAACAAGAAGGACAGUUAAGGGCAUAUGGGGCUGGACUGUUGUCAUCCAUCAGUGAGCUUAAGCAUGCCCUUUCUGGAAAAUCAAAGAUAAUGCCAUUUGACCCCAAAGUAACAUCCAAACAAGAAUGCAUAAUUACAACAUUUCAGGAUGUUUACUUUGUGUCGGACAGCUUUGAGGAGGCAAAAGUCAAGAUGAGGGAGUUUGCCAAGACCAUCAAGCGUCCCUUCACAGUACGGUAUAAUCCCUACACCCAGAGUGUGGAUGUCCUUAAAGACACUCCCAGCAUCAACAGUGUUGUGGAAGAACUCCGACAUGAGCUCGACAUUGUGGGCGAUGCUCUGAACCGCCUCAACAAGCAGCUUGGAGUCUGA
This is a messenger RNA of Nerophis lumbriciformis (worm pipefish), 1440 nucleotides long. The record is from RefSeq and is a predicted model, not a curated record. Lineage: Eukaryota; Metazoa; Chordata; Actinopteri; Syngnathiformes; Syngnathidae.